This is a messenger RNA of Sabethes cyaneus, 1480 nucleotides long. It is a transcript of the gene Seipin, whose product is annotated as seipin. The record is from RefSeq and is a predicted model, not a curated record. NCBI's taxonomy places the organism in Eukaryota, Metazoa, Arthropoda, Insecta, Diptera, Culicidae. Bases 353 to 1357 code for a protein of 334 amino acids. Gene Ontology annotation, biological process: lipid storage; lipid droplet organization. Gene Ontology annotation, cellular component: endoplasmic reticulum membrane. The transcript is spliced from 4 exons.
AUGAAUGUAAAUAAAUAAGCAAUGAAAAUGAUAAAGAAUUGUGUGCCACUAUCGAAAGCUUACUGGAAUAAUCGCCUUUAGUAUCGCUUCGAUCAUCGAGUCAUUCUGAAGCACGUCGUUGUGCCGGUUGUGCCUUUCUGUCUGCAGUCUACACGUUGCGUGCAUCGAUGACAGCAGUGCUGUGAGUUCCAGUUUAUUUUCAUUCUCCAGUGUUUGAGUUUGUUAUGCUGGCAGCGUCAGCUGUUACGGCUAUUUCACGACACGAGCCACAGAGCAACGAAGCAACUCUCAGCAGCUUGUUGAAACUUUCAUUUUGAUCCAUUGGAAGAAGCUCGCUUCUGUCAAAACCAAAAUGCCGCUAGGAAGACUAAUAUUAAACAUCUUGGAUCCGUUUCAUCUGAUACGAAAUUAUCUGCUGAAACCCCUAGCAGUGACUGGAAUUGUGUUUGCUGAAGAGUAUAAAAGAAAAACUAGUGCUGGAGUGCAAUCGACAAAAAAUGUUGUUUUGCGGCUUAUUGCCGUGGUACUCAUUGGACUGUCCAUUGUGUGGGCCUCAAUAUUCAUGUAUGCUUACUUCUACUACACAUAUAUGCCGACUGUAUCGCAUGUGAAAGAUGUGUAUCUCAGUUACCGACAGUGCCAAGCAGACACGAAAUGUCUCCAAUAUCCUACGGACACGGUUGAGUUGACUAAAAAACAGCAACUGUUAAUGGUAGGACAACCUUACCGUGUCAUUCUUUAUCUGGAAAUGCCAGAAUCGGAACAAAACGAUAAAACAGGAAUGUUCACAAUCUGCGCCACUAUGCACGAUCAUUCUGGCACUCAGACUACAAAGUCCUGCCGGCUCUCGAUGCUGCAUUACAAGUCCGAUCUAUUGAAACUUUUGUCCACGGUAGUGUUCGCACCCUUUCUGAUCAUGGGAUACCGAGAGGAAAAACAGAUGGUAGCAAUCGAAUUGUUUUCCCAUUUCGAAGAUGACCAAGUACAUCCGGCUACCAGUGUUGACAUCACUAUACUCUCCAGUACGGUACAGUUCUACUCCGCUCAGCUGCACAUCACUGCUAACUUCUCCGGAUUGCGAUAUCUUAUGUUUAACUGGCCAAUCCUUUCAGCUAUCAUCGGUAUCACCACUAAUUUGUUUUUCAUUAUAAUUGUCUGUAUAUUGAGCUGGUACCAUUGGGAUGACAAUGAAUGGAUGGUUGAAAUAAAGGAUCGAUACCAACAGAUUAUUCAAAAAUCUAAGACUAUAAUAGAGUCACAGCAAAGUGAACUUGUUGAUUUGGACAAACCGGAGAAACCCAAUGACGACGUCGAAGAUAUUUCUAGUUUUAAGGAUGACUUGGGUCUAACUAGUUAAUAUGAAUUGAGAAAAAAGACUACUUUUACUGCUAAAGUAAUAAUUGUGAUUGAUUCGCACAGACGAGAAAAAAUAGUUUUUUGUUGAAAAUAAAUCUUUGAAGGUAAAACUGCCGAAUUAACU